CCGCACACGUCAUUGUGUGACACAGACAGGCCUACAGUCUUUUGAUGACACAUACAGGAGUGUCAUCGUGUGUUCAUCAAUGGAGGGCGGGCUUUAGACCUCGUUUUCUCUUUGGUAUAUUUUUUGCUGUGGCUGAGCCAAAAGUUCUACUAACAAAAGGACAUCAUGGCAGAGAGCAGUGGAUUAUCAUUCAAGUCAUUUGUGUCAGAAAGUGAAUUGGAAGAGAAGAGGAAGAAAAGGCAGGAAGAGUGGGAGAAAGUGAGGACAUCAGAGCAACCACUAGAGGCUCCAGAAGAGGAGUAUGACCCAAGGUCACUAUAUGACAGAUUACAAGAACAAAAAGACAAGAAGCAGGCGGAAUAUGAUGAAGCGCAUCAAUUCAAAAACAUGGUGAAGGGACUAGAAGAUGAAGAGGCGGAGUUCUUAGAUGAAGUAUCCAACCGUCAAAUUGAGUUGGAAAAUAAACGUUGGGAAGAGGAAAUUAAUGAGAUUAAAGAAUUUAGAAAAGCAAGAGCUGAAUUAGAAGUAAAGAUAGAAGAUAAACAGAAACCAACGGGAAAGCCAAUUGUUAAAACUACAGCAACAUCAUCAAGAAAAUCUCAACAGUCUUUAUUAGCUGGUGCAGUCAAAAGGAAGAGAAGUAACAGUGAAGACAAAUGUGAGGAAAAGUCAUUAAAUGCAAAUAGUAAAACAUCCAAUGCCUCUAGGGAAACAUCAAAUUCAGAAUCUAAGAAUGGAGGUGAAACGAUGGCAAAAUAUGUUGCUGUAUUACCUGGUCUCGGUGUUUACUCAAACAGCAGUGAAUCGGACUCUAGCAGUGACUCGGAGAUAGAAGUUCCUGCAAGCAGAUGUAAAGCACAAUGUAUUAUAAAGAAGAAAAAGUGAACAACUAUAAAAGAAAAUUAUUUUUACUUCAUUUACUAUCGAAUUGAAGUCUUUUUGAACUGAAAUUAUGAAACUCAUUUGUACCAUGGAUGUAACUUCUGUGAUUGUACAUAGAUGAUGGGCUACCAUGUGUACGAUCUAAGCCUACCCAACUCUUGCAGGAUCUAUUCUUACCCAGCUGGUCUAUGUAGGAUCUAUGCCUUCCCAGCUGCUGGAUGAAGACUUGUGCCUACCCAGCUGUUUGUAUAGAAUAUCUAUAUCAAGGCUCUGCUUACUAAGAGAUAGGUUCUAGCAGUCUGUGGAAGAGGUAUUAGUGAGGUUACCGUUUCAUUAUGUGUUACAUAACAUACGGUGUGGAUGUAGAACUUGUGCUGAUGUAAUCAUGCUGAUGUGCAAUGGGUUGGGUUUUCCAGUAGAUAUUAGGAUUUCAUAUAGAUUGCCAGCUACAUUUUCUAAUACAAACUGAUUAAGUACUCCCCAUAGCUGUUGUGAUUAACAUUGCAUUCAAUUAGGUUACAUCAUCAGUACAUAUCAAAAUAGAUCAACUGUUAAUGAUUGCUAGAAAUUGGAUUAUAUAUACUGAUUUCAAUAGUUAUCAGUGGCAGUUCCAGGGAAUUCAAAGGUGCUUGCUCCCCGGCAGCAAUCGCUAACCAAUUGUGAAAUCAUUUAAAUAAGAGAUUAAAAUGGCUAAAACUUGGAAGCCCCUCCCCGGACUCCUACUGGGUAAGAGUGUUGCAUGUUACGUGAUUGGCUAAAACUACUAAUCAGAGAAACAUAAAAGCCAACACCUUGCAUUCUUUACAGUUAUAAAAAUAUUUAUUGUCAUUAACAUAGCCAUAUUUUCAUGACAAAAUAAACACUUUUUAAAAUAUAAUAGUAAAAUGAAACUGAAAAUGUAAAUGAUGUAAGAAUUUGAUUAAAACUGAUACAGUAGAUA
This is a messenger RNA of Anneissia japonica, 1822 nucleotides long. Its product is annotated as PSME3-interacting protein-like. NCBI's taxonomy places the organism in Eukaryota, Metazoa, Echinodermata, Crinoidea, Comatulida, Comatulidae. Gene Ontology annotation, cellular component: nucleus. The coding region runs from base 166 to 885 and encodes 239 amino acids. The transcript is spliced from 6 exons. The record is from RefSeq and is a predicted model, not a curated record.